AUGAAAACCAAAAUAUUUCGAUCACUGCUUAUUCUUCUUUUUGUUUUGACGAUCGAUGUUUUUGCAAAUUGUCCAAAAGUUCCAGAAAAAUGUGGAUGCACAGUAGGUUUUUCUUAGCUUUUCUAGAGAAAUUCGCCGGUUUUCAGAUGAACAAAGGACUAGUUAUAGUUAACUGUGAUGGAAUUACGAUUUCGAGUAUUGUUCAGGUAUUUAUCAGUACAAUAUAAGACGUCUAUAUUGAAUAAAAAGUCAUUUCAGAGUCUGGGAACACAAUCAAUUGACGAAUUGCAUGUUUCGCAUACAAAUGAAACCAAAAUCGAUAAGUUGUCAUUGAAUGGAAUUCGAAGUUUCAGUAUUAUCAAUUCCAGUGUUGAAGUGAUUUCUGACAACGUAAGAAUUGAAUGAAUCAUUAAUCGAAAAUAUAUAUGUUUUUGCAGGCCUGGGAGCGAUUGGAAAAAUCAAUCGAACAUAUUUCAUUGACCGGAAAUCGUCUGAAAAGUGUUCCGUUGUUCGGUAAUCUCAAAUCUCUCUCAACAUUGAAUCUGAAUAAUAACCAGGUAUUCUUUUACUUUUUGUUAUCUGUUUUAUUGUUUAAAUAUAUUCUAUUGUUUCAGAUUUCAAAUAUCUCGGCCAAUUCAUUUUCAUCGCUCACUGCUUUGACACAACUUCGAAUUGAGAAAAAUCAAAUUUCAACAAUUCCAUCUGCUUGUUUUCAAUCAUUGAAAAAAUCGUUGAUUUUAUUCGACAUCAGUGAUAAUUUAUUGACCAGAAUCCCAUUCGAAGUCCUUCAAAACAGUUCAGCAUUGACAUAUUUGGAUUUAUCAUCAAAUAAUAUUUCCGAAAUCAAUCAAAAUGAACUAUUGAAUUUGCCGAGUUUGAGAGAAAUUCGACUUUAUAACAAUUCUUUGCGAAGACUUCAUCCAGAUUCUUUCAAAAAUGUUGUUUCUUUGGAGUAUUUAUAUCUUCAAAAUAAUAUUUUAACAAAUUUGGAUGGAGGACAACUGAAAGAAUUUGAAAAACUCGAAAUGUUGGAUGUUAGAAAUAAUGCAUUGUACACAGUAAGUUGUCAAUUUCUUUAUUUUGAUUAUUGAUUAAUUUUCAGCUUCCGAUUCUGAAGAACUUGACAACUUUGAAACAAUUAAAAGCUGAUGGAAAUCUGAUUGAGAAAAUUGAUGACUUGGCAUUUUCAAACAACCAAAAAUUGCAGCUUAUCAGUUUACAGGUAUGAAAUGAACUUACAAUAUUCCUGUUUAAUUUUGAAGUUUUACAGAACAAUCGAAUUCGUGAUAUUUCGAAAAACGCAUUCAAUUCAUUGGAUCAGUUGUUAGUGUUGUUGAUCGGAAACAAUUCGAUUUCAAAAAUUGGUAGUUUUUAAUUUCUCAAAUUGAAAAAAUAUCUCCAUUAUUUUUAGAACACGGCUUGCUGAAUGGAUUGUCGAAUUUACAACAACUCAGUAUUCGAAAUAACACGCUGACAACUAUCAGUUCUACCUAUUUUUCACAGUUGCAACAAUUGACAACUUUAGAUUUGGGAUAUAAUAAUAUCACAGAUAUUGAAGAACUUUCAUUCGAAAAGGCAUCCAAACUAUUCUGGCUCGAUUUAUCAAACAAUCAGUUAUCACAUUUUCGCAAAAAAACUUUCACUCGAAAAAUCUCAAAUAUUUUAUUGGAUGGAAAUAAUCUGAUUUGUGACGAAGCUUUCAAUGAUUUCUUGAGUUAUUUGGUAACAAAUAAUAUUCGAACAUGUCUUCCAUAUCAAUCUGAUAUAAAAUGCAGUGGACCUGAAAAAUAUAGGAAUGUUUUGUUGAAAGAUUUGAUGAUGAAAAAAGCAAAUGAUACAAUCAAAGAGGGAAGUCGAUUAAUUGGAUUGAAUCAAAAAUCUGAUAAUCAACAUUCAUUGUUAUCUUCAUUUAUUCCACAAUUGCCACAAUUUGGAAGUUUGGGAAAUGAUUUGGCGAGUAAUCCUCUUCCUUUUGUCAACACACUUACACAGGUUUGUUUUAUUAGUUACAUUUUUGAACUUCUCUGAAAAAUAAUGUUUAGAAAAUUCUUAUGUUUGAAAAAUCCUGACUAAUUUUUUUGCAGGCUGUACCUGCUCUUCGUUCUAUUCCUGGUUUAAAUACUCCAAGUGCCUCAGAUUCAAGUGCUGCUCCAGUUCCAAAUAAACAAUUAAAUCGAGCAAUUGAAGAUUUUACUGGUCCUCUUGUUCGAUUUGCAACUGGUGGACAACCUGUUGCAACUGAUAUUGAACAAUUAAUUCGAUCAAUUCCAAAUAUGGUUGUAAAUGUUCCUGGUUUUGGAGAUGUUGAUUUGAGUCAAAUGGAUCCUGGUAUGAUCAAAUAUAUUUUGAAUGGUGGACAAAUUCCUGGAAUUGACAAAGAAACACUUGAUAAAAUCAUUAAACAAUCAAUGUUGAAUAUGUAUGAAGCAGCUGCUGCAAAUCUUGCUGGAAAUCCAAUUGAAGGACAAGAAAAAAUAUUAUUGCCACUUGAUAAAUUGCCAUCGGAAAUGGUUUCAACAGUAAUGUCGGGAGAAGCAUUGCCUGGUUUGGAUGAAAAUCAAACAAGAACUAUUAUGGAAUAUUAUUCACAACAAUUACCAACAUUAGGAGGUUUGCCAGCAAUUGCAAAUGAUUCAACAAAUGGUAAUAUUACUGUUGUUCAAAAUAAUAGUGGAAAUAAUGGAGGAGGAGGAUUUAAUCCAGCAAUGUUCAAUAUUUUGAAAAUGCUUCCACCUGGAUAUAAUUUGAAUAAAAUUCCAAAAGAAGUUAUUAUGGCUGUGACACGUGGAGAAGUUCCUGAUAUGAGUUUGUUGCCAGAUGAUUUAUUAGAACAUUUUAAAUCUAAUCCAAAUGCUAUGACUUCAAUGUUCGCUGAUGCUAAAGAAGUGAGUCGUUUUGGAAUUUUACAUACCCUAAAAAAAUAGUUUCGAAAGCAUAAACACAAAUGUUAAUGUUUUUCAGAAGAAUAUGACAAUCGAAGAAAUUCUCAAAAAAUUACCAGUUUUUGAACGUCCUGAAUUGUCAACAUUCACACCAUAUGAUAUCAAUUCAUUGACAAGUGAAAUGGUAUUGCAGAAGCAAAAAGAAGAAAGACACAAAAAGAUCAGGUAAUUUUUCUAACUUUCAUAAUUCUCUAAAUAUGCAAAAAAUAUUACAGAAUAAUCACAAUAAUAUCAUUGGGUUGUGUCGGAGUUCUAACAUUUAUCAUUCUGAUUUUCUUUGUAUGUUAUAUUAAAAAACAAAGACGGUUGGCUGCAAUGAGAAAAAGUCUUAUCUGCCAAGAAGAAUCGCCUCCAAUCGAAUCAAAUCAUAAUGAUGAAGGAGAUAAAUCAACAAUAUUAUCAGGAAGUGCUUCUGUCAUAGUUCAACAACAAACAACUCGUCGAUCAAUUCGAAGAUCUCCAACUUAUCCAGUUCCAUCAAUUCGAACACAAAUUCCACCAUUAACACCAAUGUAUAUAAAAAGCACAACUAUGGAUAACAAUACUUUGGAAAGUACAAUUGGAAGACCUCAACUCAGCUCAACUCUUCUUGAUACACCAAAAGCACCAACUAACUUGACAAGAAAUAUUCGAAAUUAG
Caenorhabditis angaria is the source of this 3581-nucleotide messenger RNA. Lineage: Eukaryota; Metazoa; Nematoda; Chromadorea; Rhabditida; Rhabditidae. The record is from the annotation of a GenBank genome assembly.